Hippoglossus stenolepis (Pacific halibut) is the source of this 5369-nucleotide messenger RNA. It is a transcript of the gene scyl2, whose product is annotated as SCY1 like pseudokinase 2. The record is from RefSeq and is a predicted model, not a curated record. The transcript has 19 exons. NCBI's taxonomy places the organism in Eukaryota, Metazoa, Chordata, Actinopteri, Pleuronectiformes, Pleuronectidae. Gene Ontology annotation, molecular function: protein kinase activity; ATP binding. Bases 179 to 2959 code for a protein of 926 amino acids. Gene Ontology annotation, biological process: protein phosphorylation.
GGAAGUGGGGUUGUUAGCUCCUCGGCGCGCUAAGCUAGCUCCUGUCGUAUGCGGCUGGAAGACAUGGGGGCUGUGUUUAUCAGCCGUCACUGACAGCGCCACCGCCGAGAGGCCACACGCUACAAGGAAAACCACCUGACAGACAUUUUCAUACUAAGCUGCCAGGUCCAGCCUGAACAUGGAAUCCAUGCUUAACAAGCUUAAAAGCACUGUCACUAAGGUGACAGCAGAUGUCGCAGGUGCUGUCAUGGGCAACCCGGUGACACGAGAGUUUGAGGUUGGACGACAUAUCGCCAGCGGGGGUCCUGGAAUGUGCUGGAGAAUCUACAAUGGCACCAAGAAGUCCACCAAACAGGAAGUGGCAGUGUUUGUGUUCGAAAAGAAGGUGAUCGACAAGUAUCAGAAAUUUGAGAAAGACCAAAUCGUUGAUUCGCUGAAAAGAGGAGUGCAACAGCUGACCAGACUGCGUCAUCCCCGUCUCCUGACUGUGCAGCAUCCUCUGGAGGAGUCACGGGACUGCCUGGCGUUCUGUACAGAGCCGGUGUUUGCAAGUCUGUCCAAUGUGCUGGGCCACUGGGACAACCUGCCGAGCCCUGUGCCCAACGACAUCAAGGAGUACAAGCUCUAUGACGUGGAGACCAAGUAUGGCUUGCUACAGAUCUCGGAGGGUAUGGCCUUCCUUCACAGUGGGGUGAAAAUGGUUCAUGGCAACCUGUGUCUGGAGAACAUAAUCCUCAACAAGAGUGGAGCCUGGAAAAUCAUGGGCUUUGACUUCAGCAUCUCCUCGUCAAACCCCUCAGAUGCUGAGCCCAAGUACACAUGUAAAGAGUGGGAGCCCAUCCUCCCUCCACUCUGCCUCCCCAACCCUGAGUACCUGGCCCCUGAGUACAUCCUGUCUGUCAGCUGCGACUCUGCCUCCGACAUGUACUCACUGGGUGUGGUCAUGCAUGCCAUCUUCAAUGAGGGCAAGCCCGUUUUCCAGGUCAACAAGCAUGACAUUUUCAAGAGCUUCAGCCGACAGCUGGACCAGCUGAGCAGCAUGAAUCCAGCAUUGCUGAACAAGAUCCCUGACGAGGUGCGGGAGCACGUCAAAAUGCUGCUCAGUGUCGCGCCCAAUGUCCGGCCGGAUGCUGACCAGAUGACCAAGAUCCCAUUUUUUGAUGACGUGGGCGCUGUCACUCUUCAGUACUUUGACACCCUUUUCCAAAGGGACAACCUACAGAAGUCUCAGUUCUAUAAAGGCCUCCCCAAAGUCCUUCCCCAACUGCCCAAGAGGGUGGUGGUGUAUCGAAUCUUGCCGUCAUUGACCUCUGAGUUUGUCAACCCGGACAUGGUUCCCUUCGUGCUGCCCAAUGUUCUGCUGAUUGCCGAGGAGUGCACAAAGGAGGAGUACAUUCGUCUCAUCCUGCCUGACCUCACACCUGUUUUCAAACAGCAAGAGCCUAUUCAGGCUAGUAACAUGAUCCUGCUGAUCUUCCUGCAGAAGAUGGACCUGCUGCUGACCAAAACACCGCCAGAGGAAAUCAAGAACAGCGUGUUGCCUAUGGUCUACAGAGCUCUCGGAGCCCCUUCUGUACAGAUCCAGGAGCUGUGCCUGAACAUCAUCCCCACAUUUGCCAACCUGAUUGACUACCCGUCCAUGAAGAACUCCCUCAUCCCUCGGAUCAAAUCCGCCUGCCUGCAGACCUCCUCGCUAGCUGUACGAGUGAACUCUCUGGUGUGUCUAGGGAAGAUUUUGGAAUAUCUAGACAAGUGGUUUGUCAUUGAUGAGAUCCUGCCCUUCUUACAACAGAUCCCCUCUAGAGAACCAGCAGUGCUCAUGGGCAUCCUAGGAAUCUAUAAAUGCACUUUCAGCCACAAGAAGCUGGGCAUUCCCAAAGAGCACCUCGCUUCAAAGAGCCUGCCCCACCUCGUCUCUCUUAGUAUAGACAACAACCUCAAUCUGAAUCAGUUUAACUCGUUCAUGGCGGUUAUACGCGAAAUGCUGAGUCGCAUGGAGACUGAACACAAGACCAAGUUGGAGCAGCUGCAUCUCCUGCAGGAGCAGCAGAGGAGUAUAAACAUUUCAAGCCCAGGGAACCAACCAGAAGACACAAAGAGCCCACCAAGCUCCAGCAACCAGAUUGACGAUAUCUUUGGCAGCAGAGGGGUUAAUGGAAAAGAGAAUGGGUCUGCACCAGCUGCAGCAACCUCACAGCCUAAUAGGAUGUCUCUGACUCUCGAGGAGAAACAGCGAUUGGCUAAGGAGCAAGAACAAGCAGUCAAACUGAGGAACCAGCAGCCGUUGGCACCACAGACCAUCAAACAGGCCGCCACCACCAACUCACAGACUAAAGAUCUGACCAGCAGCCUUCUCAACAUGACGACGCUAAACAGCCUGUCUUUGGCCAACACAGCACGACCAGCCCCAGUGCAGGGCAACACCAUGUCGGCCUUUCCCUCCUCCAGCCCUGUGGUUGGCUCCAUGGGCACCCCAGUGUCUAAUGGCUUCAAUGCACCUAUGGGCUUCCAGACAGGGGGCAUGGGGAUGGGCAUGCGGCCCACCGGCCCUGGCCUCUAUGGCGGCAUGGCCACCACCACCAGCACCCCAAACUUUGGCGCGCUGACACAGAAUCACCCAUCCAUUGGGCAGACAAACAAAGCUCCCGACAUGUCAGCCCUGGACAGUCUUUUUACACCCAGCAAACCCAAAGUCAGCCUCAACCAAAUGGGUCCCAUAGCCGCACCUGCAACCAACACACCCUGGCUCAAUCAGUACGGUACUGCCCAGAACGCUCAAACUCAGAUGCAGGGUAUGCCAGUAGGUUCUGGAGGAGUGCCCACUGGGUUUGGGAUGCAAGCAAACCCUUUUUUCAGCCCACAGAACUUUUCUCAACCUGCUGCUGCCCCAAGUAUGAACCAAAGUGGAGUUAAACAUAGUGCUUCUGUCAACAAUGACCUCAAAGACUUAUUUGGGUAAAUUUAUGUGAACGGAUGGCCGGUGAAGUAUCUUAUUUUAAUAACUUUAGACAGAAGAGCCUUGAAUUCUCACAGAAAAAGACUGAUUGAAUGUGAAGAUUUGAAAUCCCCUCAAGGAUGUCGCUGUCUGUAUUUUUAAAUUCAACCUGGUUUCAAAUUCUCAAUCUUGCUCACAUUCUGCUGGCGAAUUAACCUGCACCUGAAUUCAAUAUCUACCUGACCAGAAGGACUAAAAGGUUGUGGUGGGAACUUCUUCUAUACUGUGUUCUUUAAAUGCUGAGGUUUUCUUACUGUUUUGUACUCAAAAUUCUUGGGAGUCCAAAUGGCAAUGGGUUGAGAUGAAUCCCAACUCAGUUUAUUCAGGAAGGUGUUUGUGUGCAUAUCACGAAUGAGUGUUUUUCUCCUCUCGAACAAGCUGCAGAAUCAGAAUCAUCCCCAAGGUGGCGCACAUCUGCUCACUUUCAGGCUACUGUACCUUUUAUUGUGUCUCCAGGCUGUUUUAGGAUUUGCUGCAUUUCAUAAGUGAUCAGACUGUUUUGUGGCUUGAAAAACAAAUGUACUGCAUACACCAAAAUGAGCCCAGUGAGAGGUGGCUUCAAGUGUAGCACUGACACGCCUGCAGUGACUGAUCUGCUUCCAGGAGACUCCUGUGGACACAGGGAGGGGGGUGUAGAAAACAAGCAGCCCAGCAUAUGUGGGUUAGAUGGGGCAAACAAGAGCAGCCCCUCUGCAGAACGUCACCUUGGCAACCGUUUCUCUGCAGCACCUCCAUUUAGAGAGCACAGGUUGGAUUUACGGUCCUGUCUGCUCUUCAUUUUUACCACAGAGCUGUUUCUCCUCCCCCCCAUCACUUAAUUUGAUAUUCAAGCAUGUUAAAAAGGGAAAGAUGUUUGUGUCAGGUCAAUGUUUAAAACCACCACUUCACCUUCUUUUGUUAAAGCGACACUAUGCAACUUUUUAACCUUAAAACAGCAGCUUCAGAAGUCAUUAAAAAAACCUGCGUUUAUCUCCAAUAUCCAGUGAGGAAACUUUUUAAAUAUGAAGAAUUCUAAACAGAGAUUGUGGUGGCUCUUCUGGUUCAGGAAGCUGGGGAUCAUGGGUAUUAUCCACCAUUCAACAAGUUGUUAAUGUUUGUUUUUUUUUCUUUAUGAAAAAACCUCAAUCUCCUGAAUUUGGAGCCCAGCAGAAUGAAUAACCACAUUUGGCUUCAGGGGGCGCUGCUGGUCACAAAAUUACAUAGUGUUGCUUGAACAACAAACAUUGAACCGGUGUCUGUAAAUGCAGUAUGAGCGGUUUGUGUCUGAUUGUGGGUUACGAUGUGUUGACAUCUAUCAUACCAGUGUCUUUCAAGCGAUUUAAUCUUUCUUUUUUCAAAGAUCACAUCCGCUGCUUAGGCUGCUGUGCCUUACAUGGGUACAUGUGUGGAACUAGACAGACGGCACUCAUCUGUUACUGGAGUAUUAAUAUUUCCCCUGUUAAUCAGCUGUCUGCUUUUCAAACUACUUACUUUAUCGCAUGUUACUGAUCUCGACCACUAAAUCAUUCCUGAUUAUUUCAGCGACCAAUAACUUUAUUUUCCGCAGCUGGAUUCCUUCAAUCGACCAUUUCUGUUGAUUUUGCACAGGUAAAGAUAUCAUUCUAUAUUUUGAUUUCAGCACUUUUCAGCUGUCAGAGGAUAUGUGCUGGCGACAUAUUAGGAAGUGUAAAUAUAUAGUCAUUUAAAAAAGCUGUCGCUCUGUGGGGGCCCUGGCUUUUUUAUGUUCUGUUGAUAGUGGUGAAGAGGCCUUAGAUGAGUCGUGUGCAAUAAUCCUUCUCGGUUGUUGUGGGUGGAAGUUGAUUUGCUCGAGCAGCUUUAUUUCCACUGACCUACAGGAACGUCAUAAUCUUUCUGAUUUCCUAAACGUGCGUAGUGUUGAUCUGUGCUCAUUCUAAAUCUUACACUUUUGAAAUGGCACCAUUUAAAGUAUUUUAGAUGCACCUGGGACACAGUUAUCAUUAACACGCUGAAGUGUAACGUCUUCUACCAGAUGAACUUUUUUGUUGCCACCCAUACAGGGUGAGCCGUCUCUCCAACUGCAUGGCAUCUGCACGCUCAUGAAUUUGACUCUUCAGGUUCUGAUAAUUCCCCCAUUUUUGUCAUACACUGCAAAAAAAACGUGUCUGAGGUUGAAAUCUGUUUCAUCACUAGAAUCAACAUGCACUGUGGUAGUUUUGAUUUGAUCUUUGCAGCGUAUCUCACACACUUCCUGGCAGAAACCCAGCUGAAAACUAAAAUCUUAUUCUUCUACGAGAUUGUUUGUAAACUACUGCUGUCAAAUACUUGUUGUGUGGCCUGUGUUCUAUGUGUUGAGGUGCUGGUCUCUGAGGUGGCUCAAUGAAAAUCUGUACAUAUAAAGGACAAGUACACAAUC